Molecule: messenger RNA, 360 nt
Organism: Candidozyma auris
Lineage: Eukaryota; Fungi; Ascomycota; Pichiomycetes; Serinales; Metschnikowiaceae
Exons: 1
Coding region: 1-360 (119 amino acids)
Source: RefSeq, a predicted model, not a curated record
AUGUAUUCGGUGGCUGAACCAAGAGACUUUGUCGACUACACCGACCUCGACAUCGAGCUGGAGUGGAACCCCCAGUACCAGGACUCCCCCGUGCUUCUGGCCAACGAGCCCGACUGGAUCGACGAGGAGUCGCCCAAUUCGCCUGCCGACGGCUUCCUCUACGAGUGUGCCUUCUGCCUCCAUGCCCACUCGCCCUCGCUGCCAUGCAACGGAGCCAACUACACGUUCCAGCUCCCCCUGCUGGCGCUGCACCGCUAUUCGUACGAGGCGCCCGUGUAUCACCACGAGGAGAGUGGUGACAGCAACGGCAUCAUUGAGCUGAACUACAGAAAGUGGUUGGUGUCUGUGACGCCACGCUAA